AUGGACAAAUUAGACGAUUACAUACCGACAGUUCGGUACAAUGAUCCACUAUAUACGCCUCAAACAGGCAGAGAGAAGUGGCCGCUCCAGGGUCACUACGAAAACAAUACAUACAUUGACUGGAUGAAAGAGUCUAAUAGAGAGAGUGGAGGCAGCAUGUCACUGAAAAAAUGGGUGACGUUGAUUGGCAGCUCUUUGCUUGUUGGAUAUGCUACUGUCAUUAUAGAUUUGUUUUCCGUGUUCCUCAAUGACUUUAAGAAGGGUCUUUGCUUCUCCAGUUUAGAUACUUGGUCUUUGCUUAAUCCAUACCUGACCUGUCCUGCUGACCAUUGGUACGACUGGCUGCAGAUUAUUUCUGGUUCUGGGAAUAUCGUUGUUAGUGGUCUUUUAGGCUUGCCUAUCUACUUGAUACUCGUGUUGACGUUCUCGAUGGCUGCUGGUGUUCUUACUAUCAAUAAAGCUCCUAUGAUCAAGCAGUCAGGUAUCCCAGAGCUAAAGCUCAUUAUUUCUGGUUUCAACUACUACCUUAAAACAUACUUGGGCGCUAGAACGCUUUUUUACAAGAUUAUUUGCUUGGUGCUUGUCGUCAGUUCAGGCUUCUGGCUAGGCAUAGAGGGCCCUUUGGUCCACGUUUCCUGUUGCAUAAUGUACAUAUGUUUCGAUGCCAUUUUUGGUGAUGCUGCUACAGAGGGUAUUAGACGUGAACUUUUGAGUGCUGCUACAGCAACUGGUAUUGCUGUUGCUUUCAAUUCGCCAAUUGGCGGUGUUCUUUUCGUCGUUGAGCUUCUUCCAUCCUACUUCGUUCCCACAAAGAUUAUGUGGAAUUCGUUUGUUUGCGCUACAGUGGCCCUCGUGGCACUCAACGGUGUAAGGUCAUUUACGGAUGGUGAGAACUUCCAGGAAGAGGAUCUUUUUGAGGUCCUGUUUGGUAACUUCAGUUGGCUUUUCUUAGAGAUCAUCCCCUUCUUGCUUCUUGGAGUUCUUGGAGGUCUUUAUGGACACUUCUAUACCAAAUUCUACCUCAGAUUUUCUGAUCCCAGCUUCAAAAAGAGACUUUGGAGACAUUUGGCAAUGCUUGGACGCGUCAAGGAAGAGUAUGGAAAAUAUGCGGAAUUGUUCCUCGUUGCUUUGCUGACCGCUUUACUCACGUUUGCCAUUCCUUUAACAAGGAUGCCACUUGCUGCUUUCCUCAAGAUUCUUUUCAAGGAUUGUCCUAAGGAUGACUCAACAUUGGAAUCAAACUCGGAAAACUUCAUGUGUCAGCCUUCGACAGUAAGCACCCUUUUCAAGCUAGUUUACAUUGUCAUUCAAGGCUUCUGCUUAUCUGCAUAUUCAUACGGUCUCCUGCUUCCAGGAGGUAUUUUGAUGCCUUCAUUGGUGAUGGGUGGUACUGUUGGUCGUUUCAUUGGUAUAAUUUCUCAGGCCAUUCAAAAAGCUGUUGAAGGCGAUUACCUAGCAACAUGUACUGCAAAGUCUUGUCUCGUUUCUCCUUCAUCGCAUGCCGUGGUUGGUGCUGCUGCUUUCAUGUCUGGUAUCACCAAAUUGACCUUAUGUGUGGUUGUUAUUAUGUUUGAGUUGACAGGCGCUGUCUCAUACGUUUUACCUAUUAUGAUUGCUGUGUUAACUUCAAAGUUUAUUAGUGACCAGCUUUCUGUGGAGAACGUUUACGAUGCUUGGCUCAGUACUGAAUUCAAUCACAUUGGAGAAACCGGAGAGGUGAACAGUAACAAGGGCCAUGGAUUAUGCUCGUUUGCAAAGCUUUCGGCGACAUUUAAAGCUCGUCUUCCAGAUGUUACUGUCAAGGCAAUCAUGGUGCCAUUGCACAGAACCCGCAAGUUAUACAUCCACCCCAGCGAGCCUUACACGCUUUCAUCAUUGUACGCCUACCUUUCUGAAGAUGCUCAUGAAGGCUACCCAGUGAUCUACAGCGAUGAAUAUCCAAUCAGUUUGGGUUAUGUGACGAAAAAGCAUGUAUACUGGGAAAUUGCCAACGUUGUAGGCAACAACCAGCCAACAUCUGCGGUGGUAUCUUUCCAGACUAGCUUACCUCAACAGGUACAAGACGAGCAACAGCAGUACGAACAGAACCUCACUAACAGCUACGCGAAUGUUCAUAUGGUAACACUCGAAGUUGAAAAACCUAUCAUCAUCGUCAAAGACAAUACACCACUCAAGCAGGUGAUUGAAAUUGUUGAGAGACUCCACAUGAACCAUCUUGUCCUUACAGAACACAAGGAUAAUAGUCGGAUGUGUGGAUUCAUUGACAGAUUUAUUCUUUCACGUUUAGUAACACUGAGAUUCUCAGAGUUGCAGCAUGAGAUGAGUCUAGUAGAGAGUGUGGCCAGUGAGUUUGAAAUCGUGGAUGCCGACGAGAACAGCGGCGAUGACGACGCCAACUUCAGAAGACAAAGAGAGAGCAUUGAGUUGCUCACAUAA
Molecule: messenger RNA, 2436 nt
Organism: Candidozyma haemuli
Lineage: Eukaryota; Fungi; Ascomycota; Pichiomycetes; Serinales; Metschnikowiaceae
Exons: 1
Coding region: 1-2436 (811 amino acids)
Biological process (GO): transmembrane transport; chloride transport
Cellular component (GO): early endosome; membrane; Golgi apparatus
Molecular function (GO): voltage-gated chloride channel activity
Source: RefSeq, a predicted model, not a curated record